UCUCUGUUAUGUUUGUUUAUUUUUAUUUUAUUCUUUAAACUGUGCAAAUAAAUAAACAUCUAAGCAUCUAAAUACUUCGUACACAGACAGUCCAUCAGUAGCCCUACAUUCCCUCGUGCUUGUACUCUACACAUACUUGUACACUAGUUGUUCGUCCGUAUCGUCGCCUCUCCAGCAGGGGGCGAUGAGAGCUACACCGGACAGAGGGGACCGGAGAAGAAGAAGACGGGACUCGGGCACUGAAGCUUUUAUAGCACCCAGUAGACGUGCUCAGGUGGUGCCCCGGUAGUAUCUGAGCGAGGAACCGUAAACACAACAGUAAAACCAUGACGAACGAGGGAAUAGAAGGCACGGAGAGGUUCCUGAGCCCGGGCAGCGGCAGAGGCCUGCGGGCGGUGAGGCACUUCUCUGUGGGUGAGAUGGUGUUCGCCUGUCCUUCCUACUCCUACGUGUUAACGGUGAAUGAGAGGGCAGCGCACUGCGAGCACUGCUUCAGCAGGAGAGAAGACCUUUUCAAGUGUGGCAAAUGUAAGCAGGCCUACUACUGCAAUGUUGACUGUCAGAGAGGCGAUUGGCCGAUGCAUAAGCUGGAGUGUGUAGCUAUGUGUGCCUACGGGGAGAACUGGUGUCCAUCAGAGACUGUCAGACUGGUGGCUCGAAUCAUCAUGAAACAGAGAGUCACAACAGAGCGCACCCCUUCAGAGAGGCUGCUGCUGCUCAAAGAGUUUGAAGCCCAUUUAGAUAAGAUGGACAGUGAGAAGGAUGAGAUGAACCAGGCGGACAUAGCAGCGCUGCACCACUUCUACUCCAGACACAUCAGUGACCUCCCUGAUGAACAGGCUCUCACUGAGCUCUUUGCGCAGGUUAACUGUAAUGGUUUCACCAUAGAGGACGAAGAGCUCUCCCAUCUGGGAUCAGCUGUUUUUCCUGACGUAGCACUGAUGAAUCACAGCUGCAGUCCUAAUGUCAUAGUGACCUAUAAAGGCACAGUGGCUGAGGUCAGAGCUGUCCAGGAGAUAAACCCCGGAGACGAGGUCUUUAACAGCUACAUAGACCUGCUCUAUCCAACAGACGACAGGAAAGAGAGGUUGUUAGAUUCCUACUUCUUCACAUGCCAGUGUACUGAGUGCACCACCAAGUCUAAGGACAAAGCUAAAAUGGAGAUCAGGAAGCUGAGUGUUCCACCAGAGCCCGAGGAAAUCCGAACUCUGGUCCAUUACGCCAAGACUGUCAUCGAGGAGUUCAGGAGAGCCAAACACUUCAAGACCCCCAGUGAGCUGCUGGAGAUAUGUGAGCUUAGCCAGGAGAAGAUGGGCGCUAUAUUUGCAGACACCAACGUAUACAUGCUGCACAUGAUGUACCAGGCCAUGGGUGUGUGUCUCUACAUGCAAGACUGGGAUGGAGCUAUGAGCUACGGAGAGAAGAUCAUUCAGCCAUACAGUGUUCACUACCCAGCCUACUCUCUGAAUGUGGCAUCUAUGUAUCUGAAACUGGGACGUCUGUAUCUGGGGCUGGAGAAGAAGAGACAGGGAGUUAAAGCUCUAAAAAAGGCAGUUGCCAUCAUGGAGGUGGCUCAUGGGAAGGAUCACAAUUAUGUAGCAGAGGUCAAACGAGAGAUUGAUGAGCAGAAGUAAACGAGGAGCAAAAAGAUUAAAGAGGCUUCUCGGAGGAGCACUGGAGUGAAGAGACUCUCUUAGAACAACAACAAUACACGUCACAACUGCAUGCCAUGCAUCUUAUUGCCCUCCGUUUUUCAUCACCCACUCUUUUGUUUUAAUGCCUCUUUGUAGGCAGAGUUUCUUUUUCCAUGUCUACAUAUUGAGGCUGAGGAAGACCACGUUUUGUACCUGUAGCAGACCGGGAGUUAUGAGCAGACAAAUUAGGAUUACAAUUUUCUUUGCAAUGGGGGGAAAAAAAAGGACCGGAAUACUUUCUGUGUGCGGAAGCUCAUGAAAAUGUGAUUCAGAAAAUGAUCACAUUAGUGGAAAAAAAGAGACUGUCUUUUAAAAGAAACAACGCUUCUAUUUGACGGCUACGUAAAAUCCAUUCUCUGAUGUAAAAUGUUCCGUUUUUCUUUCCUUGUGAAUUAAUUCACUGUAGACCCAUCAACAGGCCAUGUUGUCACAUAUGUCUUUGUAAGCAGUUUUAGCUGCACCGCAGAGCAGUUGUUUAAUGAUUUGAACCUCUGUACAAACUGGAGGCAUGAAGGGCAUUACUACUUUCUCCCCAGCCAAUGCCUUUCAAUUCUAUCAAACAGAGUUUCUGGUUUCAUUCAUUUUUGUUUAAACUGUGAUAAAAAUGUGACUGACCAUGCAUCAGGUACUCUGUAGCAACGGAGAAGAGAAUGCAAAGAACUAUUCCUUAAUGAAUACUCGGUUGUUUGAUCGGCUUGUCUUACAGUUUGUUUGCUUGUUUUAAAGAACCAGGAAACGUGAUGCAUGUUUAUGUUGUGCAUAUGAGGCUUGUUGACCAAAGAGCCCUCGGGUUGACUGACAGGGAACCAGCUAUAAUUCUCUAUUCAGUGUAUCCUGAAACAGGGGUGCUGAUCUGAGGCCAGGGUGACUACUGAAGACAUUGGUACUGUGGCCUGACUGCUGAUCUGGGAUCAGAGCCCCUAUGCUCUCAGGAAAAAGGCUUAACACUGUAGCGUUUGUUGCCUUUUCUCUAGAGAUGCAUUAUUUUUCCUUUUGUGAUUUCUCAGCAGCAUUGUGAAUCCAGAUAGUUGUUAUUUUGGGAAUGAAAUCACUGAAGCAGAAUAUGAACAUGCAGUAUAACCUGGUAGGAUUGUCUUUUACAUGCAGGUGAAAACACUCAAUUUUAUAAUCAACAAGAAUGAAUGCACCAUAUCACCAUCUUCCUCUAAUCUCUGCUUCAGUGCCACCAUCAUUUACGCACAGUUUUACUUUCUGUUUAAACCAUAAUAUAUAGCAAAUUGUACCAACAUCGCAACUUUUUAAGGAAGUUAUCUUCAGCAGGAACGGGUACUCCAAAUACAUGAAAUCUAUGUCGUAGAAUCCUGUUGAGAUUCAGGUUGGUCAGAGAUUCUGGAAGAGUUGGCUCUGUGUAUUGAUUAACAGACCACAAUCCAAAACCAUGAGGAGGAGCAGUCGCAGGUCGUGAAACUGAAGUUUUCUUCUUGCAGUUGGUUUGAAUCAUAACACAGAAAUCUAAGACUAAGCAUGCAGUGUGUGUAAAAAGUUGAGGCAAUGUCAAGAUCAUCAGCUGGGCCUUAUUUAAGGGUUCUUGUUGCAGUCACGUUUUGUACAUUAUUUGUGAUAAAAUGAUGUCAACAUCG
Messenger RNA from Anarrhichthys ocellatus (wolf-eel), 3295 nucleotides. It is a transcript of the gene smyd2a, whose product is annotated as SET and MYND domain containing 2a. The coding region runs from base 327 to 1634 and encodes 435 amino acids. Gene Ontology annotation, cellular component: nucleus. The record is from RefSeq and is a predicted model, not a curated record. NCBI's taxonomy places the organism in Eukaryota, Metazoa, Chordata, Actinopteri, Perciformes, Anarhichadidae. The transcript has 12 exons. Gene Ontology annotation, molecular function: protein binding.